Cylas formicarius (sweet potato weevil) is the source of this 1708-nucleotide messenger RNA. RefSeq names its product nucleoporin Nup35. Gene Ontology annotation, cellular component: nuclear pore nuclear basket; nuclear pore central transport channel; nuclear membrane. The coding region runs from base 217 to 1053 and encodes 278 amino acids. Gene Ontology annotation, biological process: regulation of DNA-templated transcription; NLS-bearing protein import into nucleus; nuclear pore organization. The transcript has 3 exons. Gene Ontology annotation, molecular function: phospholipid binding; structural constituent of nuclear pore; single-stranded DNA binding. Lineage: Eukaryota; Metazoa; Arthropoda; Insecta; Coleoptera; Brentidae. The record is from RefSeq and is a predicted model, not a curated record.
ACUAUGUUGGAAAAUGGUGUUUCGUCGAUUGUCAUGUCGAAACAGAAUGCAAUUGCUAAAGAGAUAUUGGAAAUGAUCGAAGAAAUUGUAAAAUAAGUGGACGUAAACAAUGAACGCAGAGUAUAGCAAAGCGUCGGCACACAAGGCAAAAAAAAAUCGUGUUCCGUGGUUAAACGUCAAUUUUCAAUUCCCAACCGUUUCGCAACCCCUCAAGCUAUGGAACCGAUGGUCUUGGGCAGCACGGGGUCGAGCCCGACGUCAGAAAUAAAUCCGCACUUCUUGCCCGGUUAUCUGAUGGGCGACCACCAUCCGCCGUCGAGCCCUAUCGCUUCGCCACCGAGAGCAAACCAGUUGCAGCACUCCAGGCAAGACGACAGUUUCGCCGAGUCGAGAAGCAUACGCCAGAAACUGUUCGGGCAGUCGUUUAACGACACCGCUACGUCGGUAGUGCUGACGCCCACGGUGCCGGAAAAAUCGGGACCUCCGACUACUGGUCUCUUCGACACCAUCGAGCAGGUCAGGAAGCCGACAGUGUUGAGCAGCACAGUGGCUCACCUCAACGAUUCCGUGAACGGAUUCAACGAAAGCUUGUCCCGGAUUCACCCGGAGGAAAGUUUGAACUGCAGCCGGACGUUCAGUCCUUCAUACGUCGAGAAAAUAGAUACUUGUUGGGUGACGGUGUUCGGAUUUCCUCCGAGCAUGCUGAACUUGGUGAUUUCGUGGCUCUCCGAGCAUGGCAAAAUAGUCGACAGGAAAAUGCCGCCGCAGGGUAACUGGGUGCACUUGAAAUUCAGCAACUUCAACGAAGUGGCGAGGGUGUUGGCCUUUAACGGCAAGUGCGUGGGUAAAUUCAUGAUCGGGGUGCAACUGUACCGCGAGAAAAGCGACAAGGAGAACGUGCCGGUGUUUACCACGCCUAGACAGGCGAGGUCCUUGAAACAUUCGUGGGUGUCGCCCCAGGCAGCCCCUAACGCGGUGGUCGCUUCACCGCCGGUACCCCAGAAAUCGACGGGGAUCGUUACCAAGGCCAUAGAAUACGUGUUCGGUUGGUGACGUCAUUCAUUGCGUUUGAACUUGACGUGGAUCGCUGCGGGAUCGUGAUGAGCUCUUACUUUUGUUUGUUUUUUUUCUUAAAUAAAUUUGUUUGAAUUGGCGCGCUGCGAAUGCGGAAAUAUUUGUUAUAUCGGCUCCCGCAGGACACUAGUUAGCGAUGACGUUGGUCGGUCAUUUUGAUUGGUGAAACUGUCGACGUUUUUAACCGAUUUUACAUUGUAAUUUUCUGUGAUUAAAGUUUUUGUGCUUGACUUCGUGGUAAUUUGUCGCAAUUACUACUUCGUAAAUAUCCUAUAUAUGCAAACGAGGCAGUAAGUUACACUAAAAUUUUUCAGAAUAAAAACAAGUACAGAACACGGACAAUAUUAAUAGUAGUUUACGUUAAAAUAGCUUUAUAUUACUUUUCUUCGGUGCCGACUAAAAAUUGUUAGAAAAAAUCGAUUAACGAUAACGGGAUAAUCCGGAUAAUCAACACGAAGUGAGGUUAUUCUUCUUCCUUACUUCUAAUGGGCCCACUACAUAGUGUCAUUCAGCCAGGUUACAAAAAUUGGGUUGGGACGAUUACAAAGACUUCUGUCGGGAGUCUGGGAUGUUCCACGGAGUGAGGUUAGGUCGUUUUUCUUCAUUGCCAAUUGAAAAUUAAAUUGGGUUAGGA